Molecule: messenger RNA, 471 nt
Organism: Trichoderma virens Gv29-8
Lineage: Eukaryota; Fungi; Ascomycota; Sordariomycetes; Hypocreales; Hypocreaceae
Exons: 1
Coding region: 1-471 (156 amino acids)
Source: RefSeq, a predicted model, not a curated record
AUGGCUCUCCGCAAACCAGACUUCCACCUUCAGAUGCCUUCCAUGAGCCAGUCGGACAUCCAAUACCAGACGCGCAGUCCUAUGCGAAGCCCUCGUUUCCGCGAGGAUUUCGACGCCCCGUUCUCCGAGUCUUUCCUGGAUCCGCUACCACCCCCAAAGACGUCCUAUUAUGACGAGAGCAAAAACAAGAUUGCACCGCCGCCUCAACGGAGCUACGACGAUAGUUGGGUGCCGCCCAAGCGACGACCAAGCGUCAACGACAAAGUUCUGCAGUGGGCCAAGCGAUCCCUGACCAUCAAACGACAGCGCCCACCUCGCCUGGGUGAUGGCUUCGCCGAUGCGCGAGCACCUUCAUCGAGGAGCUCUAGGAGAAUUAGUAGCAUGCCGGUAGAGACAACCUUCGGCAAGCGCAAUACUCACAUUCAACCCCCUACCAUCAUCACCGUGGCCGAAAUCCCCAAACCAGUGUGA